GCUUGUUGUCCCUAAAGAAACAGACAGACACUUCGGCUAAGUCGGUUUAUAAACACAGUUUAUAAUAAUUAUGAAGUCUUGUUUCGUGUACAGCACAGGAGUGCUCUCUGUUCUUAUUAUAAUAGCAGGAAUUGCGAUGGUUCUGGCUCAUGUUUUCCAAAACCUUUUGUACAACAGGAUAAAGAAGGAAGUGGUGCUAGAAAAUGGUACCGAUGCCUUUGCUGUGUGGAAGGAUCCACCUCCGCCUGUCUACAUGCAGUUUUACUUCUUCAAUCUGACAAAUCCUAAGGAAGUGCUGUCAGGAGACAAGCCUGCUGUGAUUGAGCUUGGCCCAUACACGUACAGAGAGUAUCGGCCUAUGGAGGGAGUAAAUUUUAUGGACAACGGCACUAAAGUAGCUGCUAUUAACCCAAAAACAUACAUUUUUGAACCCAACAUGUCACGAGGAUCUGAAGAUGACAUAAUCAGGACUGUCAACAUCCCUGCAAUGACAAUAAUGAGAAAGUUUCAAAGUCCCUUCUUUCAGCGUAUAAUCUCUGAUUUGAUGAUAAGUAAAAAUGAGAGUCUUUUUGGGACGUGGAAAGUGCAAGAGCUGCUCUGGGGAUAUGAGGACCUGGUACUCAAGGAACUUCAGAAACUCCACCAUGACCUGGACCCAAACUUUGGCCUAUUUUACAAGAUGAACGGCACAGGCGAUGGAGAGUAUGUGUUUUACACCGGCAAACAGAACUAUCAGGACUUUACCCGAGUGGAUCUAUGGAGAGGCCAGAGUAUGCUGGAUUGGUGGACCACAGAUCAGUGUAACAUGAUCAAUGGAACAAAUGGAGCAACCUUUCAUCCCAUCAUCAACAAGACAGAGAAGCUUUACAUGUUUUCAUCAGAUCUCUGCAGGUCAAUCUAUGCUAUAUUUGAGUCAGAGCUGAGUGUCAGGGGAGUUCCUGCUUACCGUUUCGUCCCUCCCAGCGAAGUUUUUGCUAAUACAACCAUUAAUCCGGAUAAUGCUGGAUUUUGUGUGGGAGGAAAUUGCCUCAGUUCGGGUCUGCUGAAUGUCAGCGUCUGCAAACAAGGUGCUCCAAUCAUCAUGUCCUCUCCUCAUUUCUAUCAGGCUGAUAAGAAGUUUAGUGAUGAUGUAUACGGGAUGCGACCCAAGAAGGAGGAGCAUCAGACGGCCAUCGACAUCAACCCGCUCACUGGACUCGUGGUGCAAGCAGCAAAACGUCUUCAGGUGAACGUCUUCAUUGAGAAGCUUCCAGCCUUCAGACAAACUGGUGAUGUCAGAACUUUGGUCUAUCCAGUGAUGUACAUUAAUGAGAGUGUACUAGUCGAUGAGGAUUCAGCUAAAAAGCUUCAAAGUGUGGUUAACCAGGCCAACGUUGUGAUUAACGUGCCCUUCAUCAUUAUUGGUGUCGGCAUCUUAUUAGGCAUUGUCUUCAUCGUGCUCAUGUGUCGUCAAGAGCGGGGCACUCCUGAAGAAUCCCAGCCUUUGCUGAGCUCGUAACACAACAGGAAGUCAAAGUUUCCGUAAAUGUCUGUGUAGUCGUAAACUGAAAGUAGCUUUGCAUUGAACCGAACCUGAAACCCUUCAAUAAUGCCAGCAAAUGCAGUAUUUUCACACCUAUUUGUCACACUAGAAAGACUGACAUUUUACUUUUCAUUUGAAAACACAAUAACAAACACAUAAUCCCAGCCUAAAUAGAUUUAUUGUGUGAAUUUAGCUAGGAUAUAUUUGCAUGCCGUGCCAUAAUAGUCAUCGCUUAUCAUAAACUCUGAUAUGUCUUACAUUUCCAGGAUAGUACUAGCUUUCAUUCAUUGAUUACUUGCAGAAAUGUUAAUAAUUGUGUUUUCUGAAUAUUGUGCAUUUUUGAGUCAAGGAAUUUCCGAUAGCAAAUUGUUAGCUACAAAUUCCUCAAUUUAUAUUUAAAUUUACAUUUACAGCAUUUAGCAGAUGCUCUUAUCCAGAGUGAUGUACGCAUCUCUAUUUUAAAUCUCUAUCACUGAGUGCAUUAACUCUGGUUUACCAGGUUUCAGACUUAAGCUACCAUGAGCCUAAACAUUGUUCAGUUUCAAUUGGUCAACAUUGGUCAAUCUUUUGAAGAUACCUAGUGACUCAGCUGUCCAGACUCCUAGUGGAAGUUCAUACCCUGAGAGAUGCUGGGAUUGGACAAGCAGUGCUGGUAGCACUGAGUGUGUGUGGUGCAGUGCGAUGAGUGAUGAGGGCUUGGAGGUAAGACGGAGCUGGUCUAUUUUUUCCUUUGUAGGCAAGCAUAAGAGUUUUGAAUCUGAUGCAUGCAGCUAUCAAAAACCAGUGUAGAAAGCGGGGAGGUAUGCGAGAACUUUUGGAUCAUUUUCAGAAGAUGAAUUGCGUUCAUAGGUAGACCUGCAGAAGUGAGUUACAGUAGUCCAGUCUUGUGAUGACAUGGCCAAAUCCUUCUAAUGUUGUAGUGAAGGAACCGACAUGAGCGUGUCACAUUAGCAACAUGUGAGGAAAAGGAUAGUUGAGUGGGUUGCAAGCUGUGACUGAAGGGGAGAUCAGAUUGUUAUGCAGGGAUAUUGCAAGAUCAUGACCUGGGGAUGAAUCACAUGGAAUGACUAGCAGUUCAGUUUUGGUAGGAUUGAGCUUCAACUGAUGAGCCGUCAUCCAUGUUAAUAUGUCUGCCAGACUUGGUAAAGGGCCGGUGGUAGCCUAGUGGUUAAGGUGUUGGGCUACCAAUCGGAAGGUUGUGAGUUCGAUCCCAGCUCCUCCUAGCUGCCACUACUGGGCCCCUGAGCAAGGCCGUUAACCCUCAAUUGCUCAGCUGUGUAAAAAUGAGAUAAUGUAAGUCGCUCUGGAUAAGGGUGUCUGCCAAAUGCUGUAAAUGUAAAUAUUUAGAUCCGAACAGAAGCUGUGGUAUCUGAGGGCUCAAUAAGUUGAGUAUCAUCAGCAUAGCAGUCGUAAGAGAAGCUGUGUGAGGAAAUAACUUCACCAAGAGAGUGAGUAUACAUGGAGAGGACCACGUACUGAGCCCUGUGGGACACCACUGGAGAGUCUUCAUGGAGCAUAUAUCACUCCCCUCCAUGUAUAUUUUGCACAUACCCUUGAACAAUACACAAACAGUGGCGUCCUGUGCCAUCAUUUCAUCAGUUAAAGUGAACUUUUUUUUGUAGUUUAGGUGUUUGUUUGGUGCUUCAUCUAAUUGUGUGUAAUUUUACUGUUGGCUGAAUCUGAACAUUUUACCACUAUAAUAAUUUAUAUAGGCUUAAUAUUAUUUUUACCAUGUUUACUCUUAUUGUUGGGAAAUUCCCACUGUUCAUUGUUCAUUGAGUUUAUUUUAACUUUUGCAAAAUGUCUUGUGGAUGUCAAUGAUAUUGUGCUUUUAAAUGUCCGAAUAUUAUAUUUUAAUUUGCUUGUUGUUUGUUCUACAACUUGAACAAAUCUGAUCAUUAGCUGCAUUUUGCAAACUGGCCUCAUUUAUUAGUCUUUUAGUAAAGUUGGGAGUAAAUCUACAAAUCUCCUUAAAGGUUUGUGUUGACAGAUAGCCAUGAGGGUAAAACC
This is a messenger RNA of Tachysurus vachellii, 3532 nucleotides long. RefSeq names its product scavenger receptor class B, member 2c (gene scarb2c). Gene Ontology annotation, molecular function: scavenger receptor activity. The transcript is spliced from 12 exons. The coding region runs from base 71 to 1498 and encodes 475 amino acids. The record is from RefSeq and is a predicted model, not a curated record. Gene Ontology annotation, cellular component: membrane; cytoplasm; lysosome. Lineage: Eukaryota; Metazoa; Chordata; Actinopteri; Siluriformes; Bagridae. Gene Ontology annotation, biological process: receptor-mediated endocytosis; protein targeting to lysosome.